This is a messenger RNA of Malassezia globosa CBS 7966, 2043 nucleotides long. RefSeq lists its product as uncharacterized. The record is from RefSeq and is a predicted model, not a curated record. Lineage: Eukaryota; Fungi; Basidiomycota; Malasseziomycetes; Malasseziales; Malasseziaceae. The coding region runs from base 1 to 2043 and encodes 680 amino acids. The transcript has a single exon.
AUGACGCAACGAGAUGCAGAUCCGCUCUUGGAAGAAGGAGCUGACGAUGACCAUGUAUUCAUGUUGGAUGAUGACGCGCAGUAUGUGAUGCCCCAGCCUCGGCGCUACUUGUAUGCGCCUAUAUCGUACGAGCAAGCCAUGAGGCCACAGCGCUCUAAAUGGGAUCUCAUGUAUUGGUAUGAGCUAGCGAGGGAGCAUCGUCAUAUUCUAGACAUGUUCCGCCCAUCCGACCGAGUCAAGGCAGCAGUCAGCCGCGUGUAUGCAACGCUGUGUGUCUUAUGGCCUCAAAACCGCAUGCACCAGACGAUUCUGAUCGUGUUUUCCUUGUGGAUCUUACUGAGUUACGCCAACUGGGCCGUCAGCGAGGCGUUGCCUAAAUCCAAGAAAGAAGACCUCAUGGUGUACUGGGACUUUGGAUCGCGUCUUCAGCAUGACCUCGAAAACAUCACACUGGAACCACGUCCCGGGCACGGUACCAUAGCGCAACGGGCCGACUGGCGCUUCCUGCGGUGCUACUCGACGCAUCGUCCACUACGCUUUGUUGAUGCCGUCGCGUGCCAAAAGCAUUGGAACUUUACCAUGGCGGCAUUCCCCGCGAAUGACUCACUGCAAUCCACAGACCACUCCUACAUCUACGUGAACCCUGUACUGAAAGAAGCCCUGGACUGGUACCCGACAAAGCGUGCCGAUGAGGACGCGGACUUCCAGGCACGUCCAUCCGCCAAGGCGCCGGCCAAUGUGUACAUUGUGUCACAUGCGACACCUGAAGCUGAUCCAUUGCAGAAUCACAUCUUCGUGGACGUCAUUGCCACAUACGACAAACAAGCAUGGCCGCUGUUCGCCCAUGCAUUUGUUGCGAAAAUGUCUCACGGAUUGUUUUCAGAAGGGCUUGAAAUCGUCACUGACGAGCGUCCUGUCGCGGACUACUCAAGCCCUGGCCAUGAUCCCUUGCGCUUCGACAUCCUAGUCUCGGUGCCUGCGGGGCAUCCCAUCUCGGGUCUCUCGAUCGACAUGAACGAGGGCGACGUCCAUGUGUUGACACAGUAUGCAUUCGAGGAGGCGAAGCGGAUCAGGCGCCUGGCCAAUGGCCAGCAGCGAAGUGUCUUUUCCUGGUUGUACUUCCAAAAAGACGACGACGUGGUCCUCUCGCCCGCCGAGUUCGCACAGAUGCAACAGCUCGCGGCGCACGAACACUUUUUCGGCCAUCUGAACAUGUAUACGCGAUAUGGCGGCAUGUAUUUGGCAGGCUAUCUUCGUGCGAGCUCAGAAAUCAUCGCACGUGCGGUGCAUGGUGUCGUCCAAAGUGCAUCGAACCUCUUGGCCAAUGACAUUUAUUUGUGGACAGAGAAGGGCGACGUCACUCUCUUGCCCAAUGCCACCGUGUAUGCGAAUUCACUCCUUCAUAUGGCAUCUCACACUGGCUCCAUUGUCUCGCAUAAUCAAACAGAAGUCUUUGGCACCAAAACCACCGUCAAGACGCACGAUGGCUCCAUCGAGGGCCCUGCGCUCUGGCAUGCGAACUUCUCCCUUGCGAUGCAGUCAGAAAAUGGCCCCAUUGAUGCUGCGGUCUCUGUCGAAAAGCCGCAGCUUAUGUACGUGCCUUACGACGACUUUUUGCGUACAGAACAAGGCCGUCGUGUCGAGACCCAGUUCCACACUCAUUCCGGCGCCGUGUCAGUCAACUAUGUGGCGCAUACGCCAGGUGUGCCGCUCAAAUCGAGUGUGUCAAGCGACGAAGGCGACGUCCAUGUUCGCCUCCAUUCCAACUUUGAAGGACCCUGGCGUGUGCAGGGCACACACAUCGCUAUGUCCGCGCCCAACAUGCCGGCUGGCCGGCAUUUCGAGACUUUGACAUCCCACCAAGACGAGGCUCCUGAGUGGCUUACCGGCCGCGUGCUGUAUGAUGCAGAUGCUCGUGGUCCCUCGCCUCCUACUGAUGAAAAGACGCCCGUCCAUCUAGAACCAGGAAAGACGCCUCUGGACUAUGGCGCUGACUCUUUGGUCCAGUCUGAUGGUGCCCGAGCGUCCUUGUCGUUUGUAUAG